This is a messenger RNA of Rubroshorea leprosula, 566 nucleotides long. The record is from the annotation of a GenBank genome assembly. NCBI's taxonomy places the organism in Eukaryota, Viridiplantae, Streptophyta, Magnoliopsida, Malvales, Dipterocarpaceae.
AUUUUUUUCUUUUCUAAAGCAAGAAGCUCAUCGGCGUUAUUUAGCAAAAGUGAUGAUGUUAUUUAGCAAUCUUUAGAGGAAUAACUGCUUUUGUGCAUUCUCAUGGGCGCCAUCUGUGUCUCAAUCAAGUUUGCAUCAAGGUGUUUAGGACCUCUUUCUAAAGUGAGGGAUGAAACAUUUGGGGUUCUUGGCUACACAUAUACGGUCAUUGCUGUUUCACUUCUAUGCAAGAUUUCGGCUUUAAGAUCGUUUUCUCUGAGCAAAUACACUACUGGAGAAAGAGUGCAGACUGCAGCUGGGAUUAGCAGUUUUGCCUUAUUUUCUAUCUAAAGACUGUUGACCUUUUCAAUAUUUUGGUCAAACCAGUGUUCUAUUUAUCCAUGUUCUAUUUCUUCAGCAAUCCUAGAUCAAUCUUUCAAGACAAUUAUGUUAUUUUGCUCUGCCUAGUGUAUGCAAUAACUGGCAUAGCUAACAUAUUUGCCAUCCUUCUGGUACCCAGUCCUGCCUCAAACCAGCAACUCCCAUACAUGUUAUUGCUCAACUUAUAAUAACAUUAGCUCAAUUCU